Messenger RNA from Lepisosteus oculatus (spotted gar), 978 nucleotides. Its product is annotated as olfactory receptor 51E1-like. Lineage: Eukaryota; Metazoa; Chordata; Actinopteri; Semionotiformes; Lepisosteidae. Gene Ontology annotation, biological process: detection of chemical stimulus involved in sensory perception of smell; G protein-coupled receptor signaling pathway. The record is from RefSeq and is a predicted model, not a curated record. Gene Ontology annotation, cellular component: membrane. Gene Ontology annotation, molecular function: olfactory receptor activity; G protein-coupled receptor activity; odorant binding.
AUGGCAAAUACAUCAGAUGGGACAUCAUUCAUAUUGGCUGCAUAUAGUGACAUGGGAGACCUGAGAUAUUUAGCUUUUACAGUUUUACUACUGUUGUAUCUUGUGAUCAUCUGUGUUAAUAUAUUGCUGGUAUAUGUGAUCUAUGCAAACAGGAGUCUGCAUGAGCCCCAGUACUUUUUACUCUGCAGUUUGGCAGUCAAUGGACUGUAUGGAAGCACUGGCUUGUUUCCAUCUUUGUUGUUCAACAUUGCAUCAGGAAACUAUACAAUUUCUAGAGUUCAUUGUCUGAUGCAGAUCUUCUGUUUGUACACAUAUGGGAUUGUGGAGCUGACAAGUUUAGCAGUGAUGGGUUACGAUAGAUACCUGUCUAUUUGUUAUCCUUUACAAUACAAUAUGAUCAUGUCACCAUCAAAAGUUCAUAAGCUUAUUUUGUUGAUCUGGCUGUUUCCAUUGGCUAUUUUUAGUGUUUUCUUCUUGUACUGUAUUCAGCUACCCUUGUGUAACUGGGUCAUCAACAAGGUGUACUGCGACAAUUAUUCAUUGAUCAAACUCGCCUGUGUUGACACUACCAUAAAUAAUAUAUUUGGAAUAAUGUUGAUAAUUGUUUGCAUUGUUUUACAAAGCCUCAUUAUCCUUUAUUCAUAUGUAAAGAUUCUUUCGAUUUGCCUGAAAUCCUCUAGAGAUUCAAGCAUUAAGGCGCUGAACACCUGUAUUCCCCAUCUAGUGACACUGUUAAACUUUGCAGCUGGUUCUGCAUUUGAACUAAUCCAAAGCAGAUUUAACAUGAGUCACAUGCCUUACAUGGCUCGUGUAAUAUUAUCAGUCUACUUUUUAAUAUUUCCUCCUCUUCUGAACCCUAUUAUCUAUGGAAUAAAGACUCAAGCCAUAAAGAGCAGAUUAAAAAUAAUGCUAUGUGAAAAGAUAGGGAUCCCUGUGACUGAAACACAGAAGAGGAUCAAAUGUAAUCCCCUAAAUUAA